Messenger RNA from Miniopterus natalensis, 1416 nucleotides. It is a transcript of the gene TMEM203, whose product is annotated as transmembrane protein 203. The record is from RefSeq and is a predicted model, not a curated record. NCBI's taxonomy places the organism in Eukaryota, Metazoa, Chordata, Mammalia, Chiroptera, Miniopteridae. Gene Ontology annotation, cellular component: endoplasmic reticulum. Gene Ontology annotation, biological process: intracellular calcium ion homeostasis.
AUGGUGGGAGGGUCCACGCUCAGGCAAAGCGCGGCGCCCCGGGCGCGCUCGGUCUCCCCGCCAGGCCCAGGGAGCCCUCACCACCGGCUGGUGCAGUGGCUGGGCUUCGCCACUUUCGAGAUCUUCGUGCACCUGCUGGCCCUGCUGGUGUUCUCCGUGCUGCUGGCCCUGCGUGUGGACGGCCUGGCCCCCGGCCUCUCCUGGUGGAACGUGUUCGUGCCCUUCUUCGCCGCUGACGGGCUCAGCACCUACUUCACCACCAUCGUGUCGGUGCGUCUCUUCCAGGACGGCGAGAAGCGGCUGGCCGUACUCCGCCUCUUCUGGAUCCUCACGGUUCUCAGCCUCAAGUUCGUUUUCGAGAUGUUGUUGUGCCAGAAGCUGGUGGAGCAGACUCGGGAGCUCUGGUUCGGCCUGAUCACCUCUCCAGUCUUCAUUCUCCUGCAGCUGCUUAUGAUCCGCGCCUGCCGGGUCAACUAGCCUCGCCGUGGGGCCGGAAAGGGAGCUCCCCAUAGCUGGAAUGCUAGACCCAAAGCCGAGGACCUCCCGCCUUCCCCUCCGCCCGGAAGUCUGAGGACCCAGUGCUCCACCGCACCAGAGGAGAAGCCUGGGUCUGAAAGCAACUCCAGCUUGUACCCUGCGGAAUGCUCAGUUUUCUCUAUACCGGUCAUGUCUGAAACUGUUCCCUCAGCGAGGAUGAAAAGAGCAGCUUUGAUCCUUAAAAUGUAUUUCCUGUUAUUUCAUGCUUUGAAUAGCUCAUCUGAAUUGAGACCUUGAGAAGGGCUCCAAGCUAGACAGUCCAGAACUCCUCUGGCAGUUGGACACUGCAUAUAAGUAAAAUAACCUCAUGGGCUCUGAGUAUUUUCAUGGAUCCUGGGGAAGUACCCCUUGUGCAAAGGCUGCAAAGCCGGCCAGCAUCACCGACCUAAAAGCUCACUGUCCCAUUCACCCAGACAAGACUUCCUUAGAUGUUUGAGCUCUAAAAAGUGUAAACCAGCUUGUGUCUCCUCCCCUGUGCCAAUGGAGAAAGGAUGGCCCUUUCUUCAUUCCAGCCAAGGCAGCCAGGAAUGUGUUGAAUAAGCAGGAUCAGGACCCUGUCUGGAGAUCUGUCACCUGAGAAAAGAACUUUGCUUUAAAGGUUCUGCUUGGCUUCAUAUCCCAGCUGACUGCAUUGUCAGGACUUGUCCACCACCUUGUGGCCAGCACUGUUAGCACACCUGAGACUGAUUUAGGCCUCACUAAAGGACCAGAGAGAGGAAGAGGUGCUCUGAUGCACAUAGGUGUUGGGACCUGCAAGUGGGAAGUUUGCAAAUGGUCUCAGCCCAUGUUUGUUGGCCUGAGGUCUUUGGUUUGGUACCAGUCAGGUGCCAAGUGAGAACAUUUGCUGAGAUAAAAAUAAAAUAGAAUGUUUUGCUGAAA